UAAAGUAUAUACAAGUUUUAGAACAUAGUGGUUUCGCCUACUUUUUUACACGUCAAAAUAUGUAUUAUAAUACCCGAGACACAGUUUCCAAGGUAGCAAGGAUUUGUCAGAGAGAUGCAUACUAUCAGACAUAUAUAGAUGCAGAAAUCGCUUGUCAAGUCGGAGGAGAGAGUUAUAAUAUUUUGACUGAUGCUGUUUUUGUAAAUGGCAUGGUCUUCGCAUCAUUUUCAAAGUCAGAUGGACUUUUCGAAAGUGUUAUUUGCUUUAAAGACAUACAACAGUUAAACUCUUCUUUGGUUGAUGAAAAGCUAAACUUUAUUGAUGGAAAUUGUACAUUAAAUGAAACACAGAGUUAUCUGGCUUAUGAACAAAAUAUGGAACAAUGCGAAAAUCUAAAAGGAAAUACUAGUAUAUUUUUUGAAGAAUUCAAAUGUGCUGCUGAUAUGCCACACCUCACACAUGAUUCCAAGCGUGUGAUUGGAAACAAAUCAAUUCUAUUCAACUAUAGUAUUCACAACAUUGAAGGAAAAAUUACAAAAUUGUUUACAACAAGCCUCAAUGGAAAAUCAAUUAUUCUAGCUGGUACAGAAUCAGGACAUGUGAUACAGUUUUCUAUCUUAGAAGAUGGUUCGCUGCAAAAAUAUGAUACUAGUAGAGUACCUUCUAGCAGCAGCAGAGAAGACAAUAAAAUUCAUGACCUGUACCACUUCCCCGAUGGUGAUGCCUUUUAUGCUUUAACAAAAUCCAAGAUUUUUAAAAUUAGUGCGAGGCCUUGUACUGAAUCUGACGUAUCGGUAUGCACACAAUCUGUAACAAUGAAGAUGAAAGACCCUCACUGCGGUUGGUGUGUUUUCAAAAACAAGCUAUCAAAAAAGUCUGAAUGUAAUGCCACAUGGAUUUCAUUGGAUAAGAAGUGCUUAAUUUCUAUUCGUCCACAGGGAGUAACAGUUGGGGAAAGAACUGUUGACAUUACAAUUACCUCUGACUCUCUCCCAAAUGCAAGUUAUAUCUGUGGAAUUAAUGGUGGUCAAGGCAAGGCUAGAAAAAACAGCUCUUCCCUGACCUGUUCAGUUAAUGUGUCAGAAAUUUCAGCAAAUCAUCGUUACACGACAUUUGGACUGUACGAAGAAACAAAAAAUGUUCUUGUCGCCGAAGCACCUUUUCUGUUCUUCAAUUGUUCAGUGUACAGCAAGUGUAGUACAUGUGUUGAAACAAUCAGUGGCACAUGUAGAUGGUGUGCUUCUCAAGGUCACUGCGAGAGUACAAAUACAACUACUCAUUGUGGAAAUCAUCAUUCAGUUAACAAUUCUUGUCCAAUGCUGAAACAAACAACGUUAUAUCUGCAUGCCAAUGUUGAAUAUACGUUGAAAUUAGAAGUUGAAAAUACAAUAAAUAUUACAACUGAUUUGAAGAAUCUGUCAGUAAAGAUUAACUCAACCAAUAUCGCCAAGCAAUACUGCCAGUUUUCAGAUGGAAAAGUUGAUUGUAAUGUUACAUUUAAGGCACGUUCUGAUGCAAAGACUCUGGAAAAUAUUGAAGUACAAUACGAAAAUCCAAAACGCAAAUGGAUUUCAAUUGAUGGAAAAAGUGAAGUUUUUGUAUACAAGUGUACAACAUUGUCGGAUAAUAUGUGUAACUACUGCCAAGCGUUGAACACGAGUCGUUUUAGAUGUAAAUGGGAUAAUGAGACCAAGUCAUGUACAUAUUGUUCGCCAUCUGAAACUUGUAGACAUGAAUGCCCACGUCCAAAUAUAACAGAGAUAUUGCCAAGAGAUGGUUUUAUAGGAAAAGGACUACUAAUUACUGUAACAGGUGAAGAAUUUGGAACAAAUGAAGAAAUUCGUGACAUACACAUCAAUGGCAAAACAUGCAUUAAUGAAACUGUACAAUUUAUACAUACAGAUAUAUCAAAGUCAGAUGAUUUCUCAAAAAAUAUAACCAAAGGGUUCAUCUGCAAGCUUGAUAAAAAGAAUGGGAACACAACUUAUUUCUAUCGUGUUAAUAGAACAGGUGAAAGUUUGCCAGUAAAUGAUGCCAUAAUACCAAUUUGGAAGAAUGCAACAAUCACUUCAAUUGAGCCUACAUCUGGACCUAAAGCGGGUGGAACGAUGAUCACAUUAAAAGGGGACAAUCUUGGAAUAGGCAACAGAAUAAUUUCCGAAGUUCGAUUCAAUGACAAAAGUCUGUGUAAAAGCCCAAAAAUUUAUCCUUAUUGCCCGGCGUGCAUCAGGACAGAGUCUGUGUAUCCCCCUUUUUCUAUUGUUUGUAAGACACCCAAUGUAACGAGCACAAGAUCGGAACUAAAACUAGAGGAUGUUACGGUUCCGGAAAGCCAAACAAUAGAACUGCUUGGGCAGCCGAAGUUUAUUCUUCUUGACAACCCUGUAAUCGAGAAGAUAUUACCACAGAAAGGAUUUUUAAGUGGUGGCACAGUUCUGACGGUGAAAGGGAAGAACUUGAAUACUGCAAAUGCUGGAACAGUUAGACUGGAAUACAAUUCUGAAGUAAAGGUCGAAAAAUGCGUGAUUGAUGAUAACUCAUCUGCGCAGGUGCUAUGUAAAAUACCGGCUGCUUCAACGGGUAUUGUUCAAGAACUUAAUGCGAAGACGUCUUUAAGUAUCAAUAGAAAGAAAAGAUCUUCACAAUGUGAUGAUUGUUUUACUGUCACAAUCAUUGUACAGUUGGAUGAGAUUGAACAUUCCUUUAAUUUAUCGUAUUUCCAUGACCCAUCUAUCAGCAAGUUUGAGGGCGUCUUGCUUUACCAAUCCGAUCAACAGUAUUUGGAAAUAAAGGGCGAAAAUCUUAACCUUGUUGCGGAGAUACACGAUAUAAAUGUAACGAUUGGAUUGGGUGAAUGUAAUGUUGUGGAGCUCACAGGCAGUUAUAUGCGAUGCAAGACUCCAAGUUCUCAACCGAAGCCGGGGAUACCGGGAGCUACUCUCCCUGAAGUUAACGUGACAAUAGGAAACAUUCAUACAACUGUGGGUUUCAUUCAGUACCAACAAAAGUUUGAGAACUUUCUGAUCAUAGCCGGAGCAGCAGCUGGAACUGCACUGUUUCUCCUUGAGUUGGUCGUAGUAUUCUUUGUCUGCAUGAAUCGGAAAGCGGGAUCCAAAGCAAAGGCCCUCGAAAAGCAAAUCAACGACCUUGAAAUGGAAAUCAAGCAGGUGGCAAAAGAAGAGUUCCUUGACAUGCAGACGUCCUUGUCGACAGUUAAUCGUAACCUCAUAGAGCAGGGAUUUCCCUACCACUCAUACCAACAGUUUGCGUGUAAUGCCAUCUUUGCUACUGAUUAUCUGAUGUCAGAUCCAGUAGUAAGUAGUUACAAGAUGUCGGAUGAGUUGCGGGCUAAUGCGAGGACGGGAAUGGAACGUUUCCGAGGUCUACUCGAGAACAAGUUCUUUCUCGUUUCCCUGAUUACGACUAUGGACAAACAGACACACUUCUUUAUCAAGGAAAAAUCCAACUUUGCUGGCAAUCUAUGCGCCAUCAUGAUGGGACGUAUGGACUACAUGCACGAAGUGUUACAAGUUCUGAUCACUAAAAUGGUUGUGGACCCUUCAUCCAAGAGAGACGUGAGGUCACUGUUCAGAAGGAGUGAGAGUAUCACAGAAAAGCUUUUGAGCGACUGGCUAUCCCUCUGUUUGUACCCUCACCUUAAGGAUCACACCGGCUCACUACUGUAUCUGUUGUACACCGCCACGAGGAAAGCGAUGGAAUCUGGCCCUAUUGAUGCUUUAACCAAUGAUGCAAAGUACACUCUGUCUGAGGAAAAACUGCUCCGGAAAUACCAAGGCUCGGCCACUGACGAGGAAACGACGGACGUGAAGUUUGAGGCUAAAGCGCUGACAUUGAACGUGGUGGUCAAUAACGGAGACGAAAUCUACCCAUGUAAGGCUCUCGACUGCGACACAGUCAGCCAGGUGAAGUACAAGUGUCUCGACCAGAUAUACGUCAACUACCCGGCCUCACAACUUCCUGUAGAUCCGACUGAACUUCUUCUUGAGUGGCAUGCUGGAUUCAAUGGACGUGUGAUACUGCGUGAUGAAGACAACACGUCAAAGCGUAAUUGGGGCUGGAUUCGUGUUAACACACUGGCGCACUACACAGUGGCCGAUCAAAGCAACAUUGCCCUCGUUGAUCCACGGAAUGCUGAGAUCAUUCAACAGGACGAUUACGUGGACUUGGCCCAUUUUAACAUUGGGUUCGAUGACCACAGUAUGGAUUUCGACCAACCAAUGACAUCCGAGGGUUCCACUUCGCAUGAUGAUGAACAUCCGAGGAAACUAAAACACUGGCAUUUGUUAAAGGAUGAAGAUGGAAACAAGAAGAAGAAAUCUGCCAUUGAUGAGCUGUACUUGAACAGGCUUAUCACAACUAAGUUGUCGCUUGUGAAGUACAUAGAUGACUUGUUCAGUCUGGUAUUGGAGAGCAGCAAAUGUCCUCCACCCGUCAAGUUCCUCUUUGAUUUCCUAGAUGGUCUUGCAGAAAAACAAAAAAUAGCACCCGACACACUACAUGCGUGGAAAAGCCAUAGCUACUUCAUUCGUAUCUGGGCAAUGCUAAUCAAUACACCGUCAAUUAUGUUCGACAUCAAUGCCCCGUCCUAUGUUUUGGAGAAUCUGGAUGUUAUUAGCCAAGUCUUCAUUGACAGUUUCAGUCUCACGGAGCAGGCCGUUUCAAAGGAAUCACCAACUCAGAAGCUUAUUUUCCGAAAUGAGCUGUCGAAGUACAGAACACAUGUUCAGGAGUUCUACAAGAAUGUACAAGUGAAUGUGCAGAAACCCGAUGAGCUGGGACAAUAUCUGACAAGUAUUAACAGAAACCAGCAGAAAACCACUUUCAACAAAAACGCAGCACUUUACAGAUUAUACGAACAGAUUAAGCCUUAUACAGCCGAGAUUCUUGACGACCUUUCGUUCUGCCAUGAGACCAGCUGCCUGCAGUUGAACAAGAAAUUGGAGAACAUCUUUGUGAUGAUGGAACAAUAAGACAGUGUGAUCUUUCUUUAAACUUAAAGGAAAGGGCAGAUUUGAACUCAGAUACUUUAUUAUAGUGAUUUCGGAUCACAAGAGUUUGUACAAAUAUUUCUUUAUGCAGUAAAAAAGCGAAUUGUUUCAGUACCAUUGUUACCUGCAGGGUAUGUUGAAUGAUGCAUACAGGAUUUACCUAAAGUCUCUCAUAGUUUCAUAUUCACUGCCAUAACUAUACUUUGCGUUAAACUGUGUCGUUUAUAUUAUAAUUGUUCAUAAUUAUUGGUCAUCAAUGUACAAGUGAGAGUAUUCCUUACUAUACCAAUAUCAUGUUAGAUGUAAAUAUUUUUUGUGUAUAUUUUAUAAUGUGCACGUUUAUAUAUUAAGUGUAUAAAGUGGUUUUUUUUAUAAGUAAUCAGUUUAUUAACAUAAACAGUUUUCUUACAAUGUUACUUAUAUUAAAUUACUUUUUUGUGAUAAACGUUUGUGUGUUUUGUAAUUACUGGUUUAAAGGAAUUUCUGUACAUGUAGCUUUUUAUACUUCGUUUGUUAUUUCUUUUGUAAUAAUAUCUGUGUGACGCAUAAAAAAGUCAUGUAAAUCACUCAUUCAUAUAUAAAAAAAUGACUUUUUCAAUGUACCCGAUUAGUUAUAUAUGCAUGUCCAUUCACAAAUGCAAAUGGUUUUCAAAUCCUUGGAUCUAUUAUGGUUAUUGCCAAAUCAUUUUUCUGCAAUCAAGCAAGCUAACGGUCUCAAUGAUAAAUGUAUAAUGUGAAUAUGAAUGUAAAUAAUUUUCAUGAAACAUUUAUAUAGGUUAUGAAGUACGCGUUAAAACUAGGACGUUUCGACUCAGUUAUUAAAACAUGUUAAGAUGCUUUUUGAGUACGGCCCCUGAUUUGACUACAUAAAGCGUUUCACAGCUACUCGAAUGACUUGAAAAACAAAAUUGUUAAGUAAUGGAAAUAUAAAUAUUGUGAUCAUCAUUAUUAUAUCUUGCACCUCACUCUCUCUGCCAAAGUUAUCAAGCGAUUUCACCGAUUUAAUCAGACUGAAUGAAACAUGUAUUUUUGUGACGCCUGCAAAGCAUGGCAGACACUGGGAUUACUUUGCCAUGCGUCGAUUUCUGCGUCGUUUGUAGCGUCAUUGUCACACAUUUGUUCCCGACCAAAACGCUUGAAUGACUUGUUGGAGAGUCUUUUUGUUUGGUUUGCACGCUACUCAUGCUCUGUAAAUAACCAUUAUUGAUCAGUAAGUCGAAGGCCAAAGUCAUGGUGACAUUUUUGAAAUAUAAUGGGCACGCCCGAUAGGAGACACAUCUGAUCCGGGUGUCCUAAUAUGUUUCCAACGUGUAAAUGGAAUACGGAAUACAGAUACUAAAUACGAAACAAUUUCUGCAUUAAUAUUUUGUUUUACAUACCUUUUUCUAUAAACCUAACAUAAAUACCCUAUUGUUUAAAAUCAGAUCAAAGAAAUAGUUAAAGCUUAGUUUAACCACCUUAUCAACGAACGCACCUCCAAUAUCAAGCGUACACAACAUAUCGUAAUAUCAAGAAUUUCAAUUGGAUACCAACGUUUUGUCACAUUUUGAAACGAAUAAGCUAUGCGUUGUUAAUUUAGAAAAUCGUUAUUAUUACUUCUCAGAUAUAUCAAUUCGAAAAGGGGAUCACACGCUACGUAUAUGUUGAUAAGAUGUGAUGUCUUAUGCUUGUUGUUUUUUAUCCAUGAUGGUUGUUUUUCAAAUUCAUCAGUGUGUCCCUUUUGUUUGGUGUUGUUGUUGUUUUCGUGGGUUACAAUACAUAUUUUGUUCAGUAUAUUAAUUUUCUGAAAUAAUUCCACAGACAUUAGAUAGUUAACACAACUAAAUAUUUGGCAAUGUUUUUUCGUCAUUCUUGUGGAUGUCUUCUUGUUAAUCAUGUGAAUAAUAAGUUUAACGUUCACAAAGUUUCAAGUUCAUUCAUUGUCAUGUCUUUGUAAAAAAGAUAAUUGCAAACCUCUGUAGU
Messenger RNA from Mya arenaria, 6971 nucleotides. RefSeq names its product plexin-B-like. Gene Ontology annotation, cellular component: semaphorin receptor complex. Gene Ontology annotation, biological process: semaphorin-plexin signaling pathway involved in axon guidance; regulation of cell migration. The record is from RefSeq and is a predicted model, not a curated record. Lineage: Eukaryota; Metazoa; Mollusca; Bivalvia; Myida; Myidae. Gene Ontology annotation, molecular function: protein binding; semaphorin receptor activity. The coding region runs from base 60 to 4991 and encodes 1643 amino acids. The transcript is spliced from 36 exons.